Molecule: messenger RNA, 1111 nt
Organism: Lactuca saligna
Lineage: Eukaryota; Viridiplantae; Streptophyta; Magnoliopsida; Asterales; Asteraceae
Source: the annotation of a GenBank genome assembly
CACAAAUUUCUCGAAGCUGCAUAACAAUGGCGAUCCGCAUAUCUCCACCAACAAUUACAUCAUCGUUCUAUCAUCUUUCCUCAAUUUCUCCUUUCCAAUCUCCUCACUCACUAUCGCAUCCAUCUAUCUCAUCUCCGACCACCACCACCACCACCACCGUACGUUCCCUAAAUUUACAUCAAAGCAGAAAAAAUCCAACUGCUCUUGUCCCAAAAGCUUCUUCCACCGCCGAAUUCUCCCCUGAAAUCGCUGAUGUACUCGGAGAUGUCAACAUCUUCACCGCUUCCGGAGACUCCGUCGCCUUCAAUCAACUCUGGGAUCAAUCUGAGGGCAUUGCUGUUGUUGCUCUUCUAAGGCAUUUUGGAUGCCCUUGCUGCUGGGAACUUGCUUCAACUCUCAAAGAAUCUCUAGCAAGAUUUGAAUCUGCUGGUGUGAAGCUAAUUGCUAUUGGCAUUGGUGAACCUAAGAAAGCCCAAAUCCUUGCUGAAAGAUUACCAUUUCCAUUAGAGAGCCUCUAUGCAGAUCCCGAGAGAAAGGCGUAUAAUCUUUUGGGUUUAUAUUAUGGAUUUGGAAGGACGUUUUUCAACCCCGCAAGUGCAAAGGUAUUAUCAAAAUCAAGAUUUGAGGCUCUAAAAAAAGCUGUAAAGAAUUACACGAUUGAAGCAACACCAGAUGAUAGAGGAAGUGUCUUGCAACAGGGAGGGAUGUUUGUAUUUAAAGGUAAAGAGUUGUUGUAUGCAUGGAAGGAUGAAGGAACAGGCGAUCAUGCUCCUUUAGAUGACAUCAUCAAUAUAUGCUGUAAAGUACCCGUCGCAUAAAACACACUAAAAACUCUAUUUAUGAAAAUGAAAAGUGAUUGUAUAGUUAAGUAAGUAAUAGUGUAAAUGACAUAAUACGCUUUUGGACUACAUUAAAUUAAGAUCGGAGUAAGUUACACAAAUGGUCCCUAUGGUUUAGGGUAAUUUACACGUUUGGUCCUUAGUAUAUUUUGUUAACUCGGAAAGUUUUUACUGUUUGUUUUUGUUACAUGCUUUGUCUCUACUAUAUGUUUUUGUUACGCGUUUGAUCCCUGUUUUAUCUGAAAAUGUUAUUAUUUAAAUAGAAAAAAAAA